Molecule: messenger RNA, 2870 nt
Organism: Hyaena hyaena (striped hyena)
Lineage: Eukaryota; Metazoa; Chordata; Mammalia; Carnivora; Hyaenidae
Gene: ZNF446
Product: zinc finger protein 446
Exons: 5
Coding region: 567-2048 (493 amino acids)
Biological process (GO): regulation of DNA-templated transcription
Source: RefSeq, a predicted model, not a curated record
GCGGGCGGCGUUGAGUCAUUCAUACUUCGCUGUGGUUAGCGAGCACGGUGUCUCAGAGUCCACCCCUUGCCUUGAUCUGUGACGUAGACGUGCCUCAUACUUAGAGCCAGCCCCUCAGGGUCCCACUUCAGGCAACAUGUCCUGAUGUCCUGGAGUGUGUGUCCCUCGGCAUCCCGCCUGACUGACCACCCCCCUCCCUUCUCUGGUGGGCACUUUCCCUGGCUCCAGAGCCAGCCCCUGGAACCCUGUGAUGACUUCUUUUACCCCUUAACCAUCGUCACCUGCAGUUUCCUGGAAACUCCAGUGGACAACUUGCCUCCAAGCAUUCAUCUACAAGGCUUUCUUCUGCUUUCAGUUCCUGUUAGCAGCCAGGUCCUGUGACUCCUCCCUCCACGAAGUUUUCCCAGCCUGAUGCAUCCCUGUGGCCAGAGUCCUCUCUGAACCAGCCUCAGCCCCCUGGCCUGGGCCUGUCUGCCUUACCGUGGCCAUGGCCUCUCGGCCGCGCCCUGACCCCUCCUUUCCUGCAGGUUCCCGUUGUUGGCUACAAGAAGACACCCAGUACAACAAUGCCAUCCCCACUGGGCCCCCCACGCCUGCCCUCUGUGGACUCCGUGGCCACUCUGGAGGAGCCCGAGGCAGCACGCCUACGUUUCCGGGGAUUCUGCUACCAGGAGGUGGCAGGUCCCCGUGAGGCCCUGGCCCGGCUGCGAGAACUGUGUCGCCAGUGGCUGCGGCCGGAGGCAUGCUCCAAGGAGCAGAUGCUGGAGCUGCUGGUGCUGGAGCAGUUUCUGGGCACGCUGCCCCCUGAGAUUCAGGCCUGGGUGCGGGGCCAGCGGCCAGGCAGCUCUGAGGAGGCAGUAGCCCUGGUCGAGGGCCUACAGCACAACCCUGGGCAGCUACUGGGCUGGAUCACAGCCCAUGUCCUGAAGCAAGUGGUGCUCCCGGAGGCACAGAAGAUAGAGGAGUCCUUGGGGAGACCCCACCCUUCAGGGACAGUGGAGCUUCUCAGGGCAACCUCUGGGGAGGAGCCACAGGACACCCAGAUGGAAGGGUCUGCCCAGCUCAGCUGCAGUGUGAAGGAGGAGCCUGAUGCUGAUGGGCAGGAGAUGGCACCUUCCAGCCCCCCACAUCCAGCCCAGUCUCGCGAGGGGUACCCAGGACACCGGGAACCAGCCUCCACAUCCUUCCAUCCACCCAGGAUUCAGGAGGAGUGGGGGCUCCUGGACCGGUCCCAGAAGGAACUGUACUGGGAUGCGAUGCUGGAGAAGUACGGCACGGUGGUCUCCCUGGCAGGGUUACCGGCCCCCCUACCAGAGGCACGGGUUGAGUCGGAGCCAGGGGCACUGCACUCAGGGACAGAGGGUCAAAGAAGCCUCCGCCCGGGUGAGUGCCGCUCCACACGAUCUGAACCACCUGUUGUCUGGUGGAGGGGGAGCUUGUCUGCCCCCACACACCUGGUGGGAGGGGAGGGGAAUGUCAAGGACGCUGGGCUACCUGGGGCUGCCACCUCUCCUUCCCUAGGAGAUGAGAGUGAAAGCCACCGUGAGGGUCCGCCCCACUGCCCAGAGUCCCAGCCACCCGAGGUCCCCAGGCCUGUCAUCUGGGAGGGCCCAUCUGGGGCCUCCACGUCCACCAGGGCUGCGGCGGGAGCAGGGCUGGAGGCCGGCGCCCCACGGAGGAAGCCUUACACCUGUGAGCUGUGCGGCCGAGGCUUUGACUGGAAAUCAGUGUUUGUCAUCCACCACCGGACACAUGCAGAUGGGCAGGCCGCGCGGGCCCCAGCGCUGGCUCUCGGGGGCGCGCAGAAGCUGCCACCGGGUUCCCGGGACCCGGGCACACCACGCCACCCCCGGCGUGCACCCCUAGGCCCCCGAAGCUAUGCAUGUGAGGAUUGCGGGCGCUGCUUCAGCUGGAAGUCUCAGUUGGUCAUCCACCGCAAGAGCCACGCAGGCCAGCGGCGCCACUUCUGUGGUGAUUGCGGCCGCGGCUUCGACUGGAAGUCCCAGCUGGUCAUCCACAGGAAGAGCCACCGGCCAGAGGGCCCUUGAGCGGCUCCAGAAGGCAGCCUCUUCUUGGGAGCCGUGGAGCCUCCAGGGCCUGGACACAGUUCCAGCAAUCUGGUUCCAGCCUCCUUGGGCUGCUUGGUCUCUUCCGUGCGGGAUACUUGGAGACAGCAGAGGACAUUUGUGAGUCAGUUCCCAGGCGAGUCCCCUGCCGCCGCUUCAGUGUCCCCCAAACAGCCACCUGGGUGUAAGUAAAAGAAGCCGCUGCUCCCUCAAUAGCCUGGUGAGGCCUGGACUGUGAUGAACUGCCUAAGCCCAGUGACUUCCAAGCUCCGAGGUCCCCAGCUGUGACCUGAUGCAGGCGGACAGGUUAAAGACUCUCCCUCCCCCUGGACCUUGUUGGCCCCAGGUGGCUGCUCAAAAACCGCCCCUUUCCACCCCUUCUGAAGCUGCUGGGCCUGAUGACUUGGUGUAGACAGUACAGACAGCCGAGGGGAACGUGCCCUGCUUCUGUUUGCAGGUGGAUAGAAAACUCACGGCUCUCUACAGUUUAGAUUUGUAACAAAUUCCAUUUUUAUAAUGGGAAGUUUCUAUAUAAGAAUUCUUAUCUCUGGUUUCUUGCUGCCUACAACAUCAGCAGUGGCAUUCCUGCCUGGCAGCUGGAGCCACAGAGCAGGCUGUACCCACGAGAAGGGCCAGCAGUCCUGGCCUCCUGCCCCACCUUGUUCCCGGGCCACCCACGUCACUCCCUGGCCUCCUUGUCCUUUGAGCCCUCAAGUCCCAGCCUGAGUGGACACUAAGGGGACCUCCCUUGCAGAUAUGGAUAGACACGGAGGGUGGCCGCUGAGUAAAGGUUCCACAAACAGA